This is a messenger RNA of Varanus komodoensis (Komodo dragon), 1034 nucleotides long. It is a transcript of the gene CKAP2L, whose product is annotated as cytoskeleton associated protein 2 like. The record is from RefSeq and is a predicted model, not a curated record. Gene Ontology annotation, cellular component: centrosome; cytosol; mitotic spindle. Bases 1 to 870 code for a protein of 289 amino acids. The transcript has 5 exons. NCBI's taxonomy places the organism in Eukaryota, Metazoa, Chordata, Lepidosauria, Squamata, Varanidae.
AUGUUCAUCAGGCACCUCCUGGAGCAGUGGUUGGCAUCCCGGGGGAAGCGCUACAAGCGGCCACCAAUGACCUUGCCUGCCCAGAGGCUGCCAAAGGAAAAGGAGAACCAGAAGCUCUCCUGGAACUGCCCAGAAGAGAAGCAGGGAGAGGAGAGGGAGCAGCUCAGCUUAGCGGCUAAGACCACAAGCAUCCUGACGGAGUGCCAGAAGCUGGCUGAAGAGGGAUUUUCUUCAGAAGCGCUCCUUGCUAAGCUUUCCUGUAUCCCAGAGGUGGAGAAAUUUGCCCAGUUUUGGAUCUGCAAGGCGCAGCUGCUGGCACAGCGAGGCGCGUUCGACGCGGUGGGGCUGUAUGAAGCGGCUGUUGGCGCUGGGGCAGCGCCGCUGCAGGACUUGAGGACCAUCAUUGCUGGCAUUUUGAAGGACACAAGCAAGGCAAUUUUGGCCACUCCAGGCUCCAAGAAGAGUCCCAGGCAAGCCACGCAAGGUCGAGCCCACAAGCCCUGCUCCACGGUCAAGCUGCAGGUGGUUCCACUGCUUCGAGCAAAGGACCCCAGCGUGAGGCCUGACACAAAACUGGUCACCCCUGUGCGACGGUCUCUACGAAUUGAGGGGGCUCUGGCUUGCUACCCUCCAAUGCUGCAGGACCACGAUCCUGUGGUGUCUUCCCUCAGCGACGUUCUGGAUAGCGGGGGGCAGUUUGUGUUCCGCAGCAACACAGCUUUGCCUGAAGAGGUGGAUCUUGCUGGGCUGGUGGCUGAACUCCAGUCCCUCAGAGAAGAGGCCACCCAGCACCCCAAAUACGCUGCCGUUCCUCACAGGGCCGCAGCGCAGAGCAGUGAGCCCUCUCCCCUGCAGACGCUUUCACCCUAAGCAAGAAAGGGAUCUCAGAGGGGCACCGAGCAGCUCAACGGACACGCCGGCCCCAUGGGCAGCUGCUGUGAAGAAGGCAGGCUCUGUUCUUGGUGUAAUUCAGAAUGGAAUGGGAAACAGAACUGUCAGGAUCAUAUGCUGUUUACAUAAAUCUUUGGUGCAAC